Molecule: messenger RNA, 1006 nt
Organism: Coffea arabica (coffee)
Lineage: Eukaryota; Viridiplantae; Streptophyta; Magnoliopsida; Gentianales; Rubiaceae
Biological process (GO): very long-chain fatty acid biosynthetic process; fatty acid elongation, saturated fatty acid; fatty acid elongation, polyunsaturated fatty acid
Cellular component (GO): endoplasmic reticulum membrane
Molecular function (GO): fatty acid elongase activity
Source: RefSeq, a predicted model, not a curated record
CCUCAAAGAUUAGCUACAAAUUAAAAGGUUCAGCACUCAGCCGCCGCAUAUGGUAUAUGCUUUCUUCAUCUGCAUUCGGACCCAGCAUCUUGAUUCCCAUCGAGCCACCACUCUCCUCUCCUUCCGCGGCGGAGCGUGGGGCACACAACUCACAAGAUGGAUAGCCUCUACUCAUCCAUCCAUUACUGGCUCGUGGACCAGCCAUUGGUCAGCCAGUUUGAAUGGAAACAAGGCCACACAUUUGCCUCCACCACACUCUUUCUCACCCUCACGGUCCUAACCUACCUCACUCUCACCUACGCUCUCAACCGCUUCCCGCUCCUCCCGACCCUCAGCCCCAACACCCUCCGCCUCGUCACCGCCGCGCACAACCUCAUCCUCUGCCUCGCUUCCCUCGUCAUGGCUGUGGGCUGCACCCUCUCCACCCUCCACCAAAUGCCCCACAAUGAUUGGACAUGGGCAGUCUGCUUCCCCGCCAACAACACCCCUCCCCGCGGGCCCACAUUCUUCUGGGCCCAGGUCUUCUACCUGUCCAAGAUUCUCGAGUUCAUCGACACCCUGUUAAUUAUUCUGAGCGGGUCGCGCUCUCGACGGCUGUCGUUCCUCCACGUGUACCAUCACGCGGUGGUGGUGAUAAUGUGCCAUCUUUGGCUCUCUACUUCGCAGACGCUGUUCCCGGUGGCGCUCGUUACCAAUGCUUCGGUUCAUGUGCUAAUGUACGCCUACUACCUGCUGGCCGCGCUCGGGCAGCGUCCGCGGUGGAAGAGACUGGUGACGGACUGUCAGAUUAUCCAGUUCGUUUUCAGCUUUGGGAUUUCGGGUCUGAUGCUGUAUUAUCAUUUUACCGGGUUGGGAUGCUCCGGGAUGCUGGGCUGGUGCUUCAAUGCCGUGUUUAAUGCGUCGCUUUUGUAUCUUUUCGUUGAUUUUCAUUCCAAGAAUUAUGCCAACAAAAAGAAACAAUGAUGAUGACAACGAUAAACUGCUGUCCCGGUGAUUUGAUUGAUGU